This is a messenger RNA of Nicrophorus vespilloides, 3830 nucleotides long. It is a transcript of the gene SMC1, whose product is annotated as structural maintenance of chromosomes protein 1A. Gene Ontology annotation, molecular function: protein binding; ATP hydrolysis activity; ATP binding. Bases 121 to 3792 code for a protein of 1223 amino acids. The transcript is spliced from 19 exons. Gene Ontology annotation, cellular component: chromosome; cohesin complex; nucleus. NCBI's taxonomy places the organism in Eukaryota, Metazoa, Arthropoda, Insecta, Coleoptera, Silphidae. The record is from RefSeq and is a predicted model, not a curated record. Gene Ontology annotation, biological process: sister chromatid cohesion.
UGGUAGUAUGUUGAUAUUUUCGCGCUAACUGGUAUUACUGGUAUAGUAAACGCCAUUCUUGUUUACCCUUGUUUAUUGUUUAAUUUAUUAAAAAAUUCAAUUUGAAUAAGUGCCUUCAAAAUGCCACCUAGAUUGAAGCACAUCGAGGUGGAGAACUUUAAGUCUUAUCGUGGAAGACGUAUUAUUGGACCUUUGAAACCUUUCAAUGCAGUUAUUGGCCCUAAUGGAUCUGGUAAAUCAAAUUUUAUGGAUGCUAUUAGUUUUGUCAUGGGUGAAAGAACACAUAGUCUACGUGUGAAAAGGCUUAGUGAUUUAAUACAUGGAGCAGCUAUUGGCAAACCAAUUUCUCGAAGUGCUUCUGUUACUGCUGUCUUCUACUUAGAUGAUGAUGAAUUGAAAGAGAAAGCUUUUCAAAGAUCAGUCCAAGGGUCUUCAUCAGAAUAUAGAAUUGAUAAUGAGAUUGUCUCUAGCCAGGAAUAUUUAUCAGAAUUAGAAAAGUUGAGGAUAAAUGUAAAGGCCAAAAAUUUCCUAGUGUUUCAAGGUGCUGUUGAAAGUGUUGCAAUGAAAAAUCCUAAAGAAAUGACUGCAUUGUUUGAAGAAAUUAGUGGAUCAGGAGCAUUGAAAGAAGAAUAUGAAAAGUGUAAGCAAGCUAUGCAAAAAACCCAGGAAGAAAUCAACUUUGCUUAUCAAAAGAAAAAGGGAUACAAUGCAGAAAGAAAGGAAGCUCGAAUUGAAAAAGAAGAGGCAGAUAAAUAUGCUCGUUUAAAAGAUGAUUUAAAUGAGAAAAUGGUUGAACAUCAGUUAUUUAGACUCUUUCAUAAUGAGAGAGAUAUGAAGAAUUUGGAAUGUGAAUUGAAGUCAAAGAUGAAAGAAGUAGAAAAGAUUGAGAGGAAAAAAGAAAAAGCCGAAGAAGUUUUAAAAGACAAAAAGAAGGAACAGAGUCGACACGGACGUGAAUUGGCCAAAAUCGAGCAAGAUAUUCGUGAAAUGGAAGUGGAAAUAUCUAAGAAAAAGCCUCAGUUUAUUAAAGCUAAAGAACGAGUAACUCAUAUGCAGAAGAAAUUGGAAGGUGCUACGAAAACGUUGGAGCAGGCUAAGAAAGCGGAUGAAGCUCAUAAUAAUGAUAUUAGGAAGUUAGAAGAAGAAUUGGCCGAGGUUGAAUCUUCUAAAGAAGAAUAUGAGUCCACUAUUGCUGGUGAAUCUCAAAGUCAAGGAAGAGAUGUCCACCUUGAAGAUGAACAAGUCCGAGAAUAUCAUAGAUUAAAAGAAGAAGCUGCUAAAAGAUCGGCUAGAUAUAUGCAAGAUUUAGAUUCUGUCAACAGGGAGCAAAAGGCGGACCAGGAUAGGCUAGAUAAUUAUUCUAGAAUGAGAACAGAAGCUGAAAACAAACACAGACAAAAAGAGCAUGAAAAGGAGGAAAUGGAAAAGCGUAUUGAGAAAUUGCUUGAACAUAUUAAGACUAGCGAACAAGCUUUAAAGGACCAAAAGAAUUUGAGAGAUUCGUUGCAAUCUGAUGUUGGAUCUUCAAAAGAUCGGGUUCAGGAAAUUCAAAAAGAAUUGGAAGAUGUUUGUGAACAGCUUGGUGAUGCUCGUACCGACAAACACGAGGAUUCUAGAAGAAAAAAGAAGUCCGAAAUUGUUAAAAGAUUUCGAGAUAAUUAUCCCGGAGUGUAUGACCGGUUAAUUAAUAUGUGUCAGCCUACCCACAAAAGAUAUAAUGUUGCUAUUACAAAAGUACUGGGAAAGUAUAUGGAGGCAAUUGUCGUUGAUACCGAACAAACCGCUAGAAAUUGCAUUAAAUAUUUAAAAGAGCAAAUGUUAGAAUCAGAAACAUUUUUGCCAAUCAACUAUUUGCUCAUGAAACCAGUGAAAGAGAGAUUAAGGAAUAUAACGGACCCUAAAGGUGUUAAACUAUUGUAUGAUGUCCUGCAGUUUGAACCUCAAGCCAUCUCUAAUGCUGUGUUGUUCGCAGCAAACAAUGCAUUGAUUUGCGAAACUCCAGAUGAUGCCAUGAAAGUGGCUUAUGACAUCGGUGGACGAUAUGAUGCUGUUGCUUUAGAUGGUACUUUUUAUCAAAAAAGUGGAAUCAUAUCUGGAGGUAGUUUGGAUUUGGCCAGGAAGGCUAAAAGAUGGGAUGAAAAGCACAUGUCUCAAUUGAAAGCACAAAAGGAAAAACUUACUGAAGAAUUGCGCGAAGCAAUGAAACAAUCGCGCAAGGAGUCCGAAUUAAAUACAGUUGAUUCGCAAAUUAGAGGAACUGAAACCAGGCUUAAAUAUGCGAAGACAGAUAAAGAGACAACGUCCAAACAAAUUAAAGUAAUUGAUACGGAAUUAACGAGGCUUUCACAAGAAAUUGCUAAAUUUGGGCCGGACAUUGAGGAAAUCGAAAGAAGUAUGCAGCAACGAGAACAGCAUAUUGAAGAAAUUAAAAUGCAAAUGAACAGUGUUGAAGACGUCGUGUUUUCAAAAUUCUGUCAAGAAAUCGGUGUUAACAAUAUCCGUCAAUAUGAAGACAGGGAGUUAAGAACACAAGAAGAAAGAAAGCAAAAGCGGUUCGAGUUCCAAAAGCAAAUUAAUAGAAUUACUAGCAACUUGGAGUUCGAGAGAAGCCGAGAUACGCAAAGUAACGUAAGCAGAUGGGAACGGACAGUAAAUGACGAAGAAGAGAGAUUGGAGACGUGCAAGAAACAGGAGCAAAAGCAGCGCGAUGAAAUUGAUAAAGACGUUAGACAAGUCGAAAGACUUAAAUCUGAUAGAUUGACGAAGAAACAAGAAUGCGAUGCAAUGGAAGAAGAGGUGGGCAAGGCUCGCAGGGAGGUUGGAACCAUAGCUAAAGAUAUUCAAUCAUCCCAAAAGAAUGUGGUUUCGUUAGAAAACAAAAUUGAAAGCAAAAAGAGCGAUCGUCAUGCAAUACUUAUGCAAUGCAAAAUGGAAGACAUUGCAAUUCCAAUGCUUGUUGGAAAUAUGGAAGAUAUUGUUCAAGAUCAAAAUCAAUCUUCUCUUGGAAGCGAAGAUACAAAUAGUACUACUCAGCAGUAUGAAAGGGAAGCAAGGAUUCAAAUCGAUUAUGAAAUGAUGUCGGACCAUCUGAAAGACCUUGAAGAGAAAGAUGAAAUUAAAAGAAUGGCUGAUAAGUUGGUCAAUUCGAUUAAAAAUCUACAAGAUACGCUUACUAAGAUUCAAGCUCCUAACAUGAGGGCGAUUCAAAAGUUAGAAUUAGCUCAAGGAAAGUUGCAAAGCACCAACGAGGAAUUUGAGAGUCUUAGGAAGCAUAAUAAGAAGACAAAAUCUGCUUUUGAAAGAAUCAAGCAGCAGCGUUACGAACGCUUCACCAAGUGUUUCGAUCACGUGUCCAACGAAAUCGAUUCCAUUUACAAGAAACUCGCUCAAAACAAUUCGGCGCAGGCGUUCUUAGGUGCGGAAAAUCCAGAGGAACCUUACUUGGAUGGAAUCAAUUACAAUUGCGUGGCACCAGGAAAACGUUUCCAACCUAUGUCUAACUUAUCCGGUGGUGAAAAAACUGUCGCAGCACUGGCAUUGCUGUUCGCUAUCCACAGUUAUCAGCCAUCACCAUUCUUCGUACUUGACGAAGUCGAUGCUGCAUUAGAUAACACCAACAUUGGCAAAGUGGCCAAGUAUAUAACGCAAAAGACCGAAUCAUUGCAAACCAUUGUCAUUUCACUGAAAGAAGAAUUUUAUUCCCAUGCAGAUGCACUCAUUGGCAUUUGCCCUGCUCCCGGUGAUUGCCUUAUUAGUCAAGUAUUAACUGUGGAUUUAACGAAAUAUCCCUAGUUAACGUUCAUUAAAUUAACUAAAGCGGACAAGGUUAA